This is a messenger RNA of Pelobates cultripes (western spadefoot toad), 306 nucleotides long. NCBI's taxonomy places the organism in Eukaryota, Metazoa, Chordata, Amphibia, Anura, Pelobatidae. The record is from the annotation of a GenBank genome assembly.
AUGGCACCCGUGUGGGAGGACUCAGAUACUGCAUCGGAAGAGAGCAACGAGGACUCUCCAUUUCCCAACAUACAUGGUACGAGGGUUAUCUCUGAACUCCAGGUGAAACAUCAGCCAGUAUCCAAACAGGAAAAUCCCAGUGUCUCCCUGGAACAACAGCCUGCAAGCAAAGCAGACAUCCAAAACCUGCUGAAAGAAAUGCAAGCCCUUUUUGCUGCUGACAUUGCAUUAGUCAGGGAGGACUUAGCCGGCAUAACAGCUAGACUGCAGACGCUGGAGGACUCGGGUGCAAUGCAGGCAGGAUGA